This is a messenger RNA of Sclerotinia trifoliorum, 2738 nucleotides long. Lineage: Eukaryota; Fungi; Ascomycota; Leotiomycetes; Helotiales; Sclerotiniaceae. The record is from the annotation of a GenBank genome assembly.
UACAUACACCAUACAUUAACUGGUAAUCCUUUCAGUAAGUAACAAGGAAGGGAAGAAGUUUUAUAUAUUAUUCAUAUAUUUCAUUUAUUAGUCCUACUUUUUUGAGAUAUUACUGCUUGCUCACUCGCUUGCUUGCUUGCUUGCUUUCUCCCCUGCUACAUUCAUUCUCCCCUACCUCACUCACCCUGCCCCGAACAACAAAAAACUUCCUUUUUCAAGUGCCGACCACAGCAUACCUACUAGGUACAUAUGCAACUCGGAAUCGGGGGAGCACUCCUUGUCAAGAAUAUCCAAGAAAUUCUCCGGGUACCGAUGCAAGAUAGAAGGUUGCAGGCGCCACUCGUACAUGGGUUAUCGGGGGUGCCUGUUCGGGAUCAGAUGAAUAGGUCUGGAUCCUCGUUGCGAAUUUCUGGAACUACUUUUGUGGGGGAUGCGAAGGAGGCUUAUGUGGUGGUGGGAGAUAUAAAUAUGUCGUUUCCAAUGGGCUUUAAGGGUUCGUUUUCUCUAUCUUCAAACUCAUCUUCGGCUUCAACUUCAACUUCAACUUUAACUUCAACUUUACCUUCAACUGUUUCUACUGUAUAUCAUCAGUUCAAAUCUUUAUCUUCGUUGUCACGAAACACAAACAUAUACAGCGAAAGCAAUAUGUUGCUCGUGGAAUCUAUCAUUGUGCUUGCUACGGCUUGCAUGUUAUAUAUCCUCAGUUUUCGACGAAAGACUCAUACCCACCGAGUUCAACCACCAAAUCAUCAAAAAACAUCCUCAACAUCCCGUUCAGCAACCAACACUACAAAAUUCCUCUAUAAUCCUCUCCCCAAUAUCUCCCGUCUCCUAUCAUGCACCUCACCAACCUCAUCAACAUCCCCAACCCCAUCUCCAACAUCCAAAACCAGCCCAUCAACACCUACACCCAACACCCAAAAACAAAGCAAACCCGAACCGGCCCCCCAAGAACCACCGUACAUCCUCCCACCCCUCAAACCAAGCUCUCCACACCCAACAUCCAUGGGUCUCAAACGACUCGACCAAUCCAACUGGUUAACCAUCGAUUCCUUCUACCAAACCGAACACACGCUUCGAGCUUCACUACUAGAAACACAUGGUCCAUGUGUGUUGCAGGUAUUGAAACCAGCUGUUUCGGCUACGUAUGAGGUAUUAGAGAUGGCUGUUGAGUUUUUAUUGAAGAGAUAUCCUGAUGAUUUUUCGCUUGUUUCUUCUGAGAAACUCCUAAAUAAAUUAACCGGCGAGGAACAUAUCAUUGGUUCUUCGUGUCCUAAUCCCCUUGAAACGGCAGCGAGAAUUUGUAUGGAAGAUUUCAAUAUUCUUCUUCAAGAUCCUGAGGAUGGUGUUGAUGCAGAAUGGAACUUAAUGGCCUCUGCUACUCUUUUCCCUGCUGGUUGGAAAUUACAAGAGAGGAUUGGGAGUAGUAUGGCUGUUUUACAUGCUCCUGUACCGGGAUGGAAAGAAAAAUUAGGAAAGAGUGUUAACCGGUAUGUAUUUCCUUUAACAUGUAUCUUUUUAAAAAAAAAACAUCUCAAUCCCCCGUCGCAACCAAAAUACAAAUUCCAUCCUAUCAUAUCCUAUCCACCACCAAAAAAAAAUAACUCCUAACAAACCCCUAGAUACUUCACCCACCUAACUCCCCGCACCUGCAUGGAACGCUCAAACCUCUUCAUCCAAACCACACCCAUCCUCUUCCAAGACGCCCCCGAACCACCACGUUCCCCUACCCAUCCCCUCACAGCAUCAGAUAUCUAUGUGCGACGCGAACGUCAGACAUUCACGCGUUUACCCAAAUCAGGAGCGGUCCUGUUUACAGUGAGGACUUAUAUGGAAGGAUUGACGGAGUUGGGGUUUCAGGAGGCGGAGUCCCUAGCAAAGCAGGUUAGGGGGUGGGAGCGGGAGAUGGGGAGGUAUAAGGGGUGGGGAGGUGGGGGUGGCGUUGGGGUGGUGUGAUGAGGUUGAGAAGGAGAAGGAAGGAAGAAGAGAGAGAGAAAAGAGGAGAGGAGAUUGGAGGAAUGAUGAGGAGAUUGAGAUUGAUUGAUCGAUUGGUCGAUUGGUCAAGCGUCAAAUAAUUUAAAUAUUCCGAUGGAUAUGGGUCCUCCGGGGAUUAGUAAGGCUAGCUCUGAUUGCGAUAUCUGCACAGGUACAUGAUGCAUCACAGGAUUCCAGGAUCGGAAAACCAAAACAUCACAUGAAGAAAAAAGAAAAGAAAAACACGAAGAUCAAAAGGCAGACAGAAAGGAAAGGAAAGGAAAGAGAAGAUAUAAUAUUUUAAUCAUACGUUAUGUAUGGCUGGGCUUACAAAAUGGAUACUGGGUACUGGCUGGGUACCGGAUACUGGAAUAUAAUUGAGAAUGGAUGGAGAGAUGGAAGAAGACUAAUACAUCACAUCACUGGAUGGAAUUUAAACAGGCUGGUACUGUUUACUGUUUACUGUUUAGGGGGGAGAUGGAUGAGGGAAUUUGAGAAGGGAGAAGGAGGAUAUCUGAAGUCAAAAAUUAGGAUUUCUAGUUUUUAAAGUCUCCUAAGACUACACUGUAGCGUGGAUUUUUUUCUCUUCUUUUAGUUUUUUUAAAGGGGAGGGAAGGAGGGAAGGCAGAUAUAAUCAUAAUUUUAAUUACUGGGGUGGUUGAUUGAUGAUUGAUGGAGAGGAAAAGGAGUACAGAGAGAGGAGAAGAGGAGAACAGAACUUUUUCACGUGGCUUUUCUAUCGUAUUACUUUUUUGAUUUUGCGA